Messenger RNA from Aphanomyces astaci, 2281 nucleotides. RefSeq lists its product as hypothetical. Bases 24 to 2006 code for a protein of 660 amino acids. The transcript is spliced from 2 exons. NCBI's taxonomy places the organism in Eukaryota, Oomycota, Saprolegniomycetes, Saprolegniales, Verrucalvaceae. The record is from RefSeq and is a predicted model, not a curated record.
GCAUUUUCUUGCACCAAGUCAACAUGCACCGGCGGUUGGGAGCUCUCCAAAAGCUCAAAGCUCUCGUCGACACGGGUGCAUUGAGCCCGAAGGACGCAACUCACCGCGCAAUUCAGAUGCUGGAAAGCACGCCGCAACCAGUCCGACUGCAGGAGCCCCGAUUGGCCAAAAUAUCCAACGAACUCUUAGCCUUGACGCUCAAUGGGUCCGACAGGGCUUCUGCCUCAACCACAACCAUCCAAGGGCGAUUGAAUCGUCUGAUCCAAGAAGACAUGCGCAUGGAGGAUCAGUUCAAAGUUUCAGAUACGGUGCAUCUACCUCAAACUGUCGAAGCCUCCACGACUGCGCAACUCCGGUUAAUCAAAAAGCUCGACCAUCUCAAAGGAUCCAUCGACGAUGGAAGUCUCCAGCCAUUGGAUGCCGCGCGCCGCGCCAUGCAGAUUGCGCGAAGUGCGCCUAACGACACCGUCCUCGACCAUCUAGCAUCGAAGCACCUCCAUGACAUCCUACACCUCGUCGACGACACACGCAUCCGUGACUCCAUGCACCAGCAACUCGAGGCUCUGCAGUUGAUCCCAUCUUCGUCCCCUCCAUCCGCUUCCAGCGCCCCUCCGUCAACUCCUUCUUCCUCGCUCCCCACGCCCGCCAUAUUGGGCGACACGGUCCACUUUGCCAAGCUGUACACUGCCUUCGACCUCGGCCACCAUCGGCAAGCGUUCGACCUGCUGGCGCAGAUCACGCCGGCCAUGUGGAAACGGACUCCCCACGCCAACCGCCACCAAGUCAUCAAAGUCUCAUCGAUGGCCAUCACGUCCAUGGCACAUGACGAUGAUCAUCCGGUCGCGGCCCAGCACUUUUUGCAGUUUGUCCAGUCCGUGUUUCGGGCCAAGGGGCUGCCGUUGAACUGGAUCAACCAGCCCACGGCCAUCGCCGCCGUCGCCGCGGCCUCCGUACAAGUCCACGACUCCGCCACGCUCCUCCUGCUCUACAAGUCGCAGGUCCGCGACGCCAAGCGUGCGAAAGGGUAUUUUGCCCAACGAGCCACCACCAAAUCGAUCAAAUCGACCAGCAAUAAUGCGCACAAGACGAUCCUUCCCCCGUCGACGGCGCUCUUCACAGCCGUCGUCGACACCCUUGGCGCUCUCCACCGCCAAACCGCACUCCCCGAGAUCAUCCGGGCGUUUCCAGGUCCCGUCGGCCACGGCGGACUCCUGGCGCUGCUGCGCGUGCUCACCCUUCCGUCGUCGGCCCCCCACGUGGUCCAGCUGGCCGCGUCCUUCCCCCUCCAGUCGUUCGUGGACAGCCAGUUCCAAGCGCCGCUGCUGCGCGCCAUGCUCAAAGUGGACUUGGUCGUUCAAGCGUACGACGCGCUGCUGCACAUGCACACACUGGGCCAGUCAUCCGUCGCCAAGCAGAUCCCCUCCAGCGUCCAGACUGACAUUCUGGUUGAGUUGUACAAACUCAAGGCGUUCGACCGCUUCCACACCGCCUACGACGAGCUGUGGACGCGGGGGUACCAGGUGGGUCUCCUGGAAUUCCGCGCCCUGAGCAACGUCGUGCCCCCUGCCGUGCUGCAGACGAUGCUCGGCCGGAAAGAGUACCGCCAAUGCCUCCAAGAAGCCCAGCGUCGGGCCAGUCGCCAGGCCCAGCGGUCCCACGAAAUGGAACUCGCCGCGGGUCUCGACCUCCGCGCCGCGCCAGACUCCAUGUGUGCCGAGAUGCUCAACCUCCACCUUAAGGCCCUAUCCCGUCCAGAAGACGUGAUUCUGUUCGUCUCGGCGGCCAACCAGGCCGUGGUCGAAGCCGCAUUGGUAGCGGAUGGCUUGUCCUUCGUGGCGCGGCACCACCACCAGCUCGUCGUGCCCGCGCAGUCCGUCGACCAGUUUAUGCAGCGAAACGAACGGCAACGCACGCGAGACUUCGUGCUCAAGUUUUUGACAUUACGAGGGUUGGCAGUCUACUCGAUCGUGGUCGGUGGGGUGGCCAUCGCAACCACCACGACGUAGUUUCACGGGUGGUUAGAACUCGACGCCUUCGAUGUACUUGAGCGUGUUGCGGUAGUGCGUCUCGACGUCGGCCCUUGCCUGGCCUGGCUCCAUCGUCUCCAAAUGCUCUUUCACCAACGCAAUCAGCCCCACCACGUACUGCUUGGUCACCUACCAUCACCCCCCCAUGUCACACACCAUGUCACACACUAUCCAGCCACCACUGACCUCGGGGGUGCGGCCGAUAAAGUAAUACAGAUACUACGCACACACAUGUGUGUGUUAGUUAUUCACCA